Messenger RNA from Phymastichus coffea, 1364 nucleotides. RefSeq names its product replication factor C subunit 2 (gene RfC4). Gene Ontology annotation, cellular component: DNA replication factor C complex; nucleus. Gene Ontology annotation, biological process: DNA-templated DNA replication; DNA repair. The coding region runs from base 85 to 1137 and encodes 350 amino acids. The record is from RefSeq and is a predicted model, not a curated record. The transcript is spliced from 6 exons. Gene Ontology annotation, molecular function: ATP binding; ATP hydrolysis activity; DNA clamp loader activity. NCBI's taxonomy places the organism in Eukaryota, Metazoa, Arthropoda, Insecta, Hymenoptera, Eulophidae.
GAUUGUUAUUUGAGUGUCGUAUAAUUGGAAUCGUGUUGAUUAAAAUUUACAACUGUUAGUUCGUUUUUAAUAUUACAAAACAAAAUGGUUGAGACAGAUGACGUUGAAAUAAUGGAAAUUGAUGAACCAACAAGUGAAUCAUCUAAAUGUAAUCAACAAAAAUCUUUGAAAUCCAAUGUGCCUUGGAUAGAAAAAUAUCGUCCACAAACAUUUAGUGAUAUUGUUGGAAAUGAAGAUACAGUACAGAGAUUAUCAGUAUUUGCGAAACAUGGCAAUUGUCCAAAUAUAAUUAUUGCAGGCCCACCUGGUGUGGGUAAAACCACAACGAUUCUUUGUUUCGCAAAAAUUCUGUUAGGUCCAUCAUUUAAAGAUGCUGUUUUAGAAUUGAAUGCUUCUAAUGAAAGAGGUAUUGAUGUUGUUAGAAAUAAAAUCAAGAUGUUUGCUCAAAAGAAGGUCAAUUUACCAGCAGGAAAACAUAAAAUUAUCAUAUUAGAUGAAGCUGAUAGUAUGACAGAUGGUGCACAACAGGCACUUCGUAGAACCAUGGAAAUAUAUAGCAGUACAACGAGAUUUGCAUUAGCUUGUAAUAAUAGUGAAAAAAUUAUUGAACCAAUUCAAUCUAGAUGUGCUAUGAUUCGAUAUGGAAAACUUACAGAUGCUGAAGUAUUAGCAAAAGUGCUGGAUAUUUGUAAAAAAGAAAAUGUCUCUUAUACAGAUGAUGGUUUGGAAGCUAUUAUAUUUACAUCUCAAGGUGAUAUGCGUCAAGCUCUCAAUAAUUUGCAGUCUACUGUUAAUGGUUUCAAUCAUGUCAAUAGUGAAAAUGUUUUCAAAGUGUGUGAUGAACCUCAUCCAUUACUUGUUCAAAAUAUGUUAGAGACAUGCACCCAAGGUGAUAUUAGCAAAGCAUAUGGAAUUCUAAAACAUUUGUGGGAUUUGGGUUACUCUCCUGAAGAUAUAAUAAUUAAUAUAUUUAGAGUGGCAAAAAAUUUAGACAUUGACGAAUCUUUAAAACUAGAAUUUAUUAAGAGUAUCGGCCUUACACACUUGGGAAUGGUCAAUGGAAUAAGCAGUCUUUUACAAUUGAACAGUCUUAUCGCAAAAUUAUGUCGUAUUGCAUUGGAUCGUAAGAAAACGUAGUGCGCGAUACACAUAUAAGAAAGAUAAAAAAGUUGUAUAUUUACAAAUCGCAAACUUAAAACUAAUCAAUGCAUAGAUGAGAUCGCUUCGUAAUUUAUACAUUUAUUUUGUAAUCUUGUAUGCUGAAUUAAAAACGAGCAUAUUUUUCAUACACUUGUUUAGUAUUUAACUUGCAUUUAAAACUUGUAAACGUUUUACUUUCAUUAUGAAUGAUAAUAUACGACAUG